UGGACUUUGUUUCUUUUUACACUUUUUAUAGCUAUAAUGCUGCACUUUAUGGCUGACAGCAGUAACUUAACCACCAUUAACAGGAUGCACUUUGCUGCAGCUACGGGCUAGCACUUCACAUACACACCUCCUGAGGGAAGCUCUUAUUCUUCACUGCAGAGUUGGCCCGGACUAUCGUAAAAUAGUUACCAGCUACCCGCCUAGGGCAAGUUACCCACAAUGACCACCUACAUCACACAUCUUGACGUGUCCCUCCAUGAAGCUGAGGAGGAAAAGCUUCAAUCACAAGGCUUCAUGAAAAUUAAUGUUGAUCUGAACAAAGGAGCAGGCGGAAAGUAUAUCUAUAUUUGGUACAAAAAAGAAUCCCGCUCAGCACCAAUCACCGGACUUCAAGUUACAUUCAACGAUGACAUGGCUGUUGGAUUGAUCAAUGCAGGGUACACAAAGAUCGAUAAAGAUCUCAAUGCUGGAGCACGAGGUUUUUACCUUUACCUUUGGUACUUCAGAGGGUCCGGAGAGUACCACACUCCCAUAGUGGAGAUUGAUGUCACUACAGAUGCAAAAAGUGAAGCUCACAAGUUUCUCCAAGACUGGGAGAGACUGGACUGUGAUCUGAACCGUGGGGCUGGAGGGAACUGGAUCCACGCCUGGGUGAAGAGAGAGAAACAAACCUACAUCUGUGAUAAAAACAGAUUCAAAUGGAUCAUGCAAGGUUACACCUCAGUGAGUGUUAACCUCAACGAGAGGACCGGAGGUAACCAGGUGUACCUGUGGUACAAGAAACGGGGAUGCAACAAUCCCAUCAAGGCCAUCACCCUGCUUCUCAACACAGAUGUUGUUCAAGAGUAUAAGAAGGCUGGUGUCACUGUUAUCGACAGAAAUAUCAACUUAGGUCUCGACCGCCAUCUAGACCAGCACUACCUCAGGUCCUGUCCUCGGUCCAGCUCCGUCAUCCAAGCCAGCCACUGCACGUCGUCUUGCGCACCCAAUGGUGCCUCCGCAGGUCCCGACCACCCACUAGCCCCGCACCACCUCAGGUCUCUCUCCACAUCUCCUCCUCACAUUCUCAGCCUCAGAACCCCUAUGUAG
Messenger RNA from Perca fluviatilis (European perch), 1089 nucleotides. RefSeq lists its product as uncharacterized. Bases 220 to 1089 code for a protein of 289 amino acids. The record is from RefSeq and is a predicted model, not a curated record. Lineage: Eukaryota; Metazoa; Chordata; Actinopteri; Perciformes; Percidae. The transcript is spliced from 4 exons.